CCCCCACCAGCUUCUUGUUACCAAAGCCGGCGUCGGGCUUAGUGGGGCACCGUUUAUUUAUACCGUCGACUUGUACGCAUUUGUUUACAAAACAACGCGGAGAGGGACGACAUUUUUGCAACUAUUUGUCCUCAUCUUGGAUAAAAGCGGGUUUUUUUCCACUCUAUCCGGAUGAAAGGAUCUCUACGGCAUUUUGUUUCCUGCGACGUGGAUACGACACAUAGGAGAACCGCACCAACUGGAUUAUAACUAAAAUCCAAAAUAUAUACGUUUUUUUAAAAUUUAUAAAUUAAAGGAAUGCUGCUUUCCAAGCUUAACUCCCUGGCUCACAUCUCCACCGACAUGCCGGCGAAGCUCCAAGUUCAUGCAGCGAAGGAGCCCUUCGAGAAGCUCUACCAGGUUGGGGCGGUGCUGGGCAGCGGUGGCUUUGGCACCGUCUACUCCGGUACGAGGACGUCCGACGGAGCUCCGGUGGCAGUCAAACAUGUCGCCAAGGACAGGAUCUCCGAGUGGGGAGAGCUGCCUAAUGGCUCCAAGGUCCCGAUGGAGAUAGUGCUGUUAAAGAAGGUCGCUACAGGCUUCCGCGGCGUCAUCAAGAUUCUGGACUGGUUCGAGCGAGCCGAAAGCUUCAUCAUAGUCAUGGAGAGGCCGGAGAACGUCAAGGACUUGUUCGAUUUCAUCACGGAGAAGGGGGCUCUACCGGAGGAGCUUGCCCGCAGCUUCUUCCGCCAGGUGCUGGAGGCGGUGCGUCACUGCCACAACUGCGGCGUGGUGCACCGCGACAUCAAGGACGAAAAUAUCCUCAUCGACCUCCGGACCGGGGAAAUUAAGCUCAUCGACUUCGGCUCCGGAGCCCCGCUGAAAGACACCAUAUACACCGACUUUGAUGGCACAAGAGUCUACUGCCCACCUGAGUGGAUUAAAUACCACCGCUAUCACGGGCGCUCUGCCACAGUGUGGUCGCUGGGUGUGUUGCUGUACGACAUGGUGUGUGGCGACAUUCCGUUCGAGCACGACGAGGAAAUCGUCAGAGGGCAGGUCCUCUUCAGGAGGCGAAUCUCUGCUGAGUGCCAGCAGCUGAUCAAGUGGUGUCUGUCUCUCCGCCCGGCCGACCGGCCAUCCUUUGAGGAUAUCGUCAACCACCCGUGGAUGCAGAACACAUCCACCUCCACGCUGCUGCCACAGGCGCCACAGACAGACAAGUCUAGCACAGAGAUCAAGCUGCACAGCAUCAGCCACGAGACCUCGGCCUUCACGCCCACUGCUGUGGCCGUGGCGCGGUGAUGGUUAAUAGAUAAGCUUGGACUUGAAAAGACUACACAUAAAGGGCAGGAGAAAAGCACCAUUCUCAAGUAAAAACACACAUUCUCGUGCCUCGUUUUGAUUUCACAUCAUCGUCAGACCACCACUGGACUCUUAAUGUGGGGGGUGAUUGUCAGCCUCUGCUAAAGACAACAGCAGAACACGUGCACGGACAACACCGAGUUACGUAACCCGUUUGGGCUGCAGAUUUGUUGCUCAAAAGUGCCUUCUGUGAGAUUGUUGGUUGGGGGAGGGGGGGAUUUUUUGGGGAGGGUCUCACCUGGAAAUACUUGAAUUUCUGAAUGCAAAAAGUUUUCAGUUCUUACUACGCUCAAGGCUGUAUCUUCUUGGUUUUUCCACUCAUGGGCCUAGAUCAGUGAAGCCUAUGCCAUUAAUUUACAACCACUGCAACUACUACUACUACUACUACCACUCCAAUGUCGUUAUAGCAACCAGACAAACCUCGCAGCUCUGACAGCAUCCUGUGCAAACAAAACACAAAAACACUGGACUUACCUCUCCUUUACCACAACAUCUGCCUUUCUUCUUCUACAAGCAAACGCCACUUCCUUUCUUUGUUUUCACGUGUCACACCUAAAUGCACACAUCAAUGCAAAAUCAACCAUACCCUGAAUGCACCAUCCUCUGCUCUCCUUGACAAAAAAGUUCAAAUAGUGCCUCACACAGGUCUUAAAAAAUUGUCAGUGUAUGAAUUGUAUAAUAAGGUAUUUAUUUUUGCUGUGACUCACGAUGAGCUUCUUUUUCUUAUUUAUUAUAUUUAUGAGAAGAAUUUCGGCUGUUCGUAUAUUUCAUUCCACAGUCACUGAAGGGCCCACCAUUAUUUAAAAAGACAAAAAGGCAAGGUUAUUUUUUGACCAUAUUUAUUAUGGCUUGAAUUUUUUUUGUUUUUUAUAAAAAGGAGCAGACGCGUUUGUGUGUAUGUUUGUGUAUGUCCUGUAAAUAACUGUAAAUAACUUCCCAAAGCACUUCCAUGUUAGUGUAUCUGAACACUGAACGUCUACUGAUCGUAACUGUUGGAUGCUGUGUGUGUAUAUGUGCGUGUAUGCGAGUGUGUGUGUGUGUGAGAGAGAGAUAAAUGUCAUUUGGAUGCAUGGUUGCAGCUUGGAUUGUUUUUUGUUCAGAUUAGAAUUGUAAGUAAGUUAGAAAUUAUUUUUUUAUAUGAGUCCAAUAAAUAUUUUUGUAACAAUGA
Messenger RNA from Dunckerocampus dactyliophorus (ringed pipefish), 2512 nucleotides. RefSeq names its product serine/threonine-protein kinase pim-1-like. The transcript is spliced from 6 exons. Bases 298 to 1284 code for a protein of 328 amino acids. Lineage: Eukaryota; Metazoa; Chordata; Actinopteri; Syngnathiformes; Syngnathidae. Gene Ontology annotation, molecular function: ATP binding; protein serine/threonine kinase activity. The record is from RefSeq and is a predicted model, not a curated record. Gene Ontology annotation, biological process: protein autophosphorylation; negative regulation of apoptotic process. Gene Ontology annotation, cellular component: cytoplasm.